AUGUCUCUAACUCAACUCAAAGGUGCCACUGUUUACCUUGACGAGUCUCAAGGUAUCAGUAUUGAAGCUGUCAUCAAAGACCAGGAUGAGGAGGUCGAGUCACUACUCAACAGUUUUGAUGUCAACAAUCAGGCUGCAUGUGGCGCCCUGCAUCCCGUCAGAGUCACCAAUGAGGCUGUUCCUCUACCAUUAAAAUCCAAGAAGAUGGCUGCCAGACUAGUGGACCAUGGCCAACUCUCUUCGAGCCUCAAAACAGCAUCGGCUGGUGUUGUGGUAGACACCACUCUGUCAGAUUAUCAGCGGUACAUCUCGUUUUGUCUCUGGAACCAUGUCAUUAACAUGUGUCAUAUCCCGCAUUCCGGACCUUCGUCCGAUGAUGUUCCCACACCUUCCGGAUGCACAUCCGGACCUCCAUACCCUUAUCCAUGCCUUUAA
Molecule: messenger RNA, 435 nt
Organism: Suillus subalutaceus
Lineage: Eukaryota; Fungi; Basidiomycota; Agaricomycetes; Boletales; Suillaceae
Exons: 1
Coding region: 1-435 (144 amino acids)
Source: RefSeq, a predicted model, not a curated record